Chaetomium globosum CBS 148.51 is the source of this 3018-nucleotide messenger RNA. RefSeq lists its product as uncharacterized. The record is from RefSeq and is a predicted model, not a curated record. The transcript has 2 exons. NCBI's taxonomy places the organism in Eukaryota, Fungi, Ascomycota, Sordariomycetes, Sordariales, Chaetomiaceae. Gene Ontology annotation, molecular function: protein binding. Bases 1 to 3018 code for a protein of 1005 amino acids.
AUGGCCUCCACCCUCACCGACUGGCUCAACGCCGGGAGGUACCUCGAUGUUCUACUCAGCGACGCCGCGGGGCAUCUGAUCGAUGACUUUGUCAGCUCUUCUUUACCAACAAUAUUGACGCAGCAAGACACCAACGGCGCCAGCACAAAAACCACAGAUGUGUCCCCCCAGGACAGGCUGGCUGUCGGCCUGGCCGCGCUGAAUGCCUUUUUACAGGGCAAUGUCACGGGGCCGGUGCUGGAUGACAAGACCCUGCGGCGCGUGGAGGGGCGGUUUUGCUCGACGACGGGCGACCAGCAGCAGGGGAAGCGGGAUGUGAGGAAGGCGUGCUUGCGCUCGUUGGAUGUGGAUGGUGUGUCGGUUUAUGAGUAUGUGCCCUUGGUGGAGGUGUUUUGCUUGGCCCGGCAUGUGUUGGUUGCGUCAGCGGCACAACCGGCUGGGGAAGGGGUGGGUGGUGGGGAUGAGGGUGCUGUUGGGGUUGCGGAGGCUGCGGCCAGGUCACCCAAGUGGCUGGCCCUGAGGGUGCGUGUCUGGCACUACAAGCUGUUGACUCAGCCUAGUUUGGGGCCUGGCUCGGUGUUCAACAAGGCGUCGCAGUGGUGUGAUGUGCCGAGUUUGCAGGGCGACAUCGAGAAGGGGCUGCAGGCGUUGGAGGAGGAGAUUGUGGGCGGUGGGAAAGCGUGGAGUGACCUGGAGAAGGUGCAGUUCUUGGUGGAAAAGGCGAAUGUCUGCAUCUCGCUGGGGCUAGACCGCGUGGCUAAGGAGGCGCUGCAGAAGGCAAGUGCACUGAGCGGGUUCGUUUACGCUCUUUCUGGUGCACUAGGGAAGAGGACAAAGUUCCAGGAAAAGAGUACCAGCCAGCUUGUGGUGUUGGCGAAGAGUGGGGAGGGUGUGAAAACCGACGACGAGCAGGCGAAACCGCAGGCGCUCGCGCUCAACGACGAUACGCUACUGGAAGAUGUCGAGUUCUCUAAGGAGAAGGCGGAGGAGGACCCGAAGUCGGAACUACCGGCACCCUUGAGGGACUUGUCGCCGGAUGAGCAGCCACAACUGUCACCCAUGGAUCAGAUCAUCCUCCUCGCCGAGGCGACAGUGAAGGAUGCGUUCUCACCAGCCGAUACCCUUACCUCGGAGGAGGUCCUUCCGUUCGCUGUCCGUGUCAUCUCAGACAAGUCCACCAACUGGCAAAUUUACACCCACGCACUUCUAGUGCGGUCCAGGAUCGAGAUGCACCGCAGCAGGACCAUUGAGCGAGGUGUGCUCCAGAUGCAGGCCGUGGUUGACCAAGUCAUUGUUGAUACCACUCAACCAACUGCCGAGGAUACUCCCGAGCCCGUUCAGGAAUUGGAGGCCGCUGUUCCGGAGAUCAAGAUCACGGGAGAUCGCGAUGAAGCCCCCAAGCCGGACAACAAACCCACCUCCUUCUUCCCCGCCGCGAAACCAACGGAAUCGGCUCCAGCACAUGUCCGCCUCGAGCACCUUCACGCCCUGAGCUCGCCUCCCAGGUGGCAUCUCGAGUCAGAGCUCGCCUACUCGUGGGCUGGUGUCGGUUCGUUGGUUUCUGCUCUCGAAAUCUUCAAGCGGCUCCGACUCUGGGCCGAAGUCGCAUUGUGUUAUGCCAGCAACGCGGCCAAAGAGGACGAGGAUGGACGGGGGAGCAGUGGGGAAGCCAAGGCCAAGGCCAUCCUGCGAUGGCGCUUGUAUCACAAAACCGGGACGUCGCUGGAGCAGCAGGAUCAGUCUAGCGAGAUAGAAGAGGUGGAUGUUGAUGAGCUAAAGGAGGCAGAUUACCACGGGCCAGAACGCCAACCUGCUCCACCCAACGCGCCCCGUUUGUGGUGCAUCCUCGGUGACAUCGAGGACGACCCCGCGCACUACGAACGAGCCUGGGAGCUUUCCAAACACCGGUUCGCGAGGGCACAAAAAUCCCUCGGCGAGUACUACCUACAGAAGAAGGACAUCGAGCGUGCAAGGGACGCCUACCGAAAGGCGGUUACCGUCAACCGGCUCAGCUCGGAACUUUGGAACCGCAUGGGGCGACAUCACCUCUACGUGGAGUGUGUCAAGAAACUCAAGCAGCAAAAAAAAGCCGGCAUAGCCGACGAACCCGCCGCCACUGCCACCGCUACGGCCCCUGCAGCAACAGCCGCGGCCGACGACGAAGAAGAAGACCUAACCCCCUCCUCCAAGAAGAGCACACAACCCGACCCCUCAGCGCUCCUCACGCAGGCUCUCGCCGCCUACAAGCGCGGCGCCAGCAUCGCCCACGACAACUGGCGCAUUUGGGACAACGUCGUCACCCUCGCCGCCCGCCUGCGGCCUCUACCCGUGUCCGACCUCCUCCUAGCCCUGCGCAGCGUUGCGCGCAUCCGCGCCACCGAGGACGCACUGGAUAUCGACAUCCUGCGGCUGCUACUAAACGAGGCUGUGCUGGGCCCAGAGAAGCCCGCUCCUUCUUCUUUUUCUUCUGCUCCACCUACUACGACUACAAACGGUGGGAAACAGGGAACGAAGAAGGCGGGUGUGUAUGAGCCGCCGCGGGGCACGCCGCAGAGGAACGUGUGCGACUUCCUCGAGGGCACCGUCGUCCCGCUGGUGACGGCGCGGUCGGAGCUGUGGGAGCUGGUGGCACGCGAGCGCGUGUGGCGAGCCGACUACGCGGGCGCUGUCGACGCUUCCGAGCGCGCGUGGCGCGCGGCGGUGGGCGGCGUCUCGGGCGUCUCUGCUGGUGCGGGUGGGGGUGGGGGUGGGUUGUUGCCGUCGAGUGCGAAGGGGGAUGGUGGUGGCGGUGGGCGGAGCUGGUUGGAGGAUCGUGAGGGGUGGCGGGCGGUGGUGGAGCGCACGGAUGAUUUGGUGUCGAUGCUCGAGAACUAUGGCGAGGAGGUGCCCGAGAUCGGCACCAGGUGGAAGGGCAAGGCCCGGAGCGCCGUCCGGAGUGUCGUGGGCAAGGCCAAGGAGAACUGGGAGGGGAGUGAGGAGUGGGAGAGGCUGGUGGCGCUGUUGGAGGGGUUGAGAUGA